ACAUUCAACCAAGCAAGAUGUCCAGGAGUGCUGAGAGAACAUGUUUUAUGAUUUUCUUGAUGUUUUUUGUCAGUGCAGACGCGUUUUCAACAGUUUGUCCAUCUGCUUCGACCCAAACCUACUCAUCAAUGAUCACAGCAACCGCAUCAAACGACACAGAUAUUAUCUUCCUUGCAUCAACAAGUCAAGGACCAGUCCAGAUGUGGAUGAGGGCUUUUGGCUUUUUCAAGGAGGCCAGUUUGGAUCCCAACACCAUGCAGGGUAUACCAUUGCCAACCUCGGUGCGAAUGUCACCCGAAGAGGCAGAGUCUGGCAACAUCCUCGUCAUCGUAUCUUCAGAUGCAGCCGCCCUUUUCAUCAAGACUGACCAUUCAAUGUACCAGUUGAGAGACAUUUCACAACUAUCUAAAGAGUAUAUAACCGUCUCAUAUUUUGCUCCGAACGCUGCAGAAACAUGGCAUUCGACGAUCGGCAUUUCUGCUGUUUUUAACGAUGCAGCUUUAGACGUGACCUUUAAAAAUGGAAUUGACGUUGAAGAAAUAUUUUCCAGAUUUACCAACGAAACAAAGUGUAACGUCACUGGGCAGAGUAUUUCGUGUAAAUCUUCGGGCAGUAGGCGAUAUGUAAUGCAAAUUCAGUCGAGAUCUGACUUAUCAGGAACCAAAAUUACGUCCUCAAAAGAUGUCUCAGUAAUAGCGGGAGCAGUUGCUGAAAGCAACGUCAUGGACCACAUGGUACCUUUAGACAGUCUCGCAAUAAGUUACACAGUUUUCGGGUUUCCGGGCGGAAACGGAAGUUGCGUUUGUCGGAUUGUAGCAGCAUCUGGGUUAACAGAUGUUACCGUCGAUGGUGUAAAUACAGUAACGAUAAAUGGAGAAGGGGAUUAUAUUGAUGUCAACGUUUCUGGAGACAGUUUCCAUACAAUCAGCGCGACAUAUCCAAUACUUGUUGCCAUGGUGAUUCAAAAUGGCGAAUCUAGUUCUCCAGCUUUCAUAGUCGCACAUUCUGCAGGGAAUGUUUCUCAAUAUACCUUCACGCUUAUAAGUGACGACACAAAUGACAACGUUGAGCACUAUAUUGUAGUACCUGCCGUCCCCCAGGGAGGGAUAUUGUUGAACGGCGAAUCCCCCCCAAACGAAACGCUGUGCAUGGCGGUAGGUGGUACGAUGGAAACUGGGUGUUUUGUACCAGUAGAGGGAUAUGAUGCUGUGCACAGCAUAUCUAGCAGCGACGGGGGGUAUUUUACAGCAUACCUUAUCGGCAGCGGUGACCACGGUACUUUCGGCUCCGCAUUGAUCGAAACAGUCACGUCAAAGAAUUGGACAGACCCCCCUCCACCUCUGUCCCUGGACAUGUCGUAUUGUGUCAAGUCUGGGGGACUGGGAAACUACGCGUCAAACGGCACCAACGUGCAAAUGGCAACGAUGGACGUCAAGAAGAAGAGAAGAAUCAUAUCCUUUACCAUCAAGCACAUGAGGAUGCCUAGCGCAGAAGCUUGUCAACUUACCUGCUUCCUUUAUGCCAGUUGUAGGGGCGUCAACUACAACAGCCUCACCUUGGACAACAACUGCGACAUCGUGUUCGGCGGACCUUCAUGUUCAGAUUACAAUACCGAGUGGACCUUUUACAAAAUGAAGUAAAACAUGGUUAUGGCGGCAAGAUGUAAAUACCACGGUAGUAAAACAUGGUUAUAGCUAGCGGCAAGAUGUAAAUCCCACGGUAGUAAAACAUGGUUAUGGCGGCAAGAUGUAAAUCCCACGGUAGUAAAACAUGGUUAUAGCUAGCGGCAAGAUGUAAAUCCCACGGUAGUAAAACAUGGUUAUAGCGGCAAGAUGUAAAUCCCACGGUAGUAAAACAUGGUUAUAGCGGCAAGAUGUAAAUCCCACGGUAGUAAAACAUGGUUAUAGCGGCAAGAUGUAAAUCCCACGGUAGUAAAACAUGGUUAUAGCGGCAAGAUGUAAAAACCACGGUAGUAAAACAUGAUUAUGGCGGCAAGAUGUAAAUACCACGGUAGUAAAACAUGGUUAUGGCGGCAAGAUGUAAAAACCACGGUAGUAAAACAUGGUAAUAGCGGAAAAAUGUAAAUCCCACGGUAGUGAAACAUGGUUAUAGCGGUAAAAUGUAAAUCCCACGGUAGUAAAACAUGGUUCGAGCGGCAAGAUGUAAAUCCCACGGUAGUAAAACAUGGUUCGAGUGGCAAGAUGUAAAUCCCACGGUAGUAAAACAUGGUUAUAGCGGCAAGAUGUAAAUCCCACGGUAGUAAAACAUGGUUAUAGCGGCAAGAUGUAAAUCCCACGGUAGUAAAACAUGGUUAUGGCGGCAAGCUGUAAAUCCCACGGUAGUAAAACAAACGCUCAAUCCCAGGGUAGUAUAGCAAACACUCACAUGAUGAUAUGUCUGAGGUAACUCUACGUCUAAGGGAUACCUAUGUCUAAGGGAACUCUGUGUCAAAGGGAGCUCUAUGUCUUAGGGAGCUCUAUGUCUGAGAGAGCUCUGAGUCUAAGGAAACUCUAUGUGUUAGAGAGCUCCAUGUCAAAGGGAUCUGUAUAUCUAAGGGAUCACUGUGUCAAACGUAACUCUAUGUCUAAGGGAGCUCUAUAUCUAAAGGGCUCUGUAUCAAACGUAACUCUAUGUCUCAGGGAGCUCUAUAUCUAAGGUAGCUCUAUAUCUAAGGGAACUCUGUGUCAAAGGGAACUCUAUAUCUUAGAGAGCUCUGUGUCUAAGGGAUCUCUAUGUCUAAGGGAGCUCUGUGUCAAAGGGAGCUCUAUGUCUAAGGGAACUCUAUGUCUUGAGAGCUCUGUGUCUAAGGGAACUCUAUGUCUAAGGGAACUCUAUGUCUUAGAGAGUUCUGUGUCUAAGGGAUCUCUUUGUCUAAGGGUGCUCUAUUUCUAAAUGAUCUCUAUGUCUAAGGGAUCUCUAUAUCCAAGGAGCUCUGUGUCAAAUGGAACUCUAUAUCUAAGGGAUCUCUGUGUCAAACGUAACUCUAUGUCUAAGGGAGCUCUAUAUCUAAGGGGACUCUGUGUCAAAGGGAACGCUAUGUCUUAGAGAGCUCUGUGUCUAAGGGAUCUCUAUGUCUAAGGGAAGUCUAUGUCUAAGGGAGCUCUAUGUUUUAGAGAGCUCUGUGUCUAAGGGAUCUCUAUGUCUAAGGGAAGUCUAUGUCUAAGGGAGCUUUAUGUUUUAGAGAGCUCUGUGUCUAAGGGAUCUCUCUCUGUAAGGGAACUCUAUAUCUAAGGUAGCUCUAUAUCUAAGGGAGCUCUGUGUCUAAGGGAGCUGUAUGUCUAAGGGAACUCAGUCAGAACGAAUGUGUUUUGAAUACGGAUCCGAUUUAUUACAAUCGGGUGGAAAUAAGCAUUUGAUUAAACGUCAAGCUGCAAAUGUUGGUUUGAAAAUAACCAGCCAUGUUCAAACGGCAGACAACUAGUCUUUUACACAUGCCAAGAUGUAACACGAUCAAGUCUAUAAGUGUGGCUUAAAUGAAUGAAAAGUGCUAGUUGUCAAUUGCUGAAAUAAAAACAACUACGCAAGUAUGAUUUCUUUGCGACAGUUUUGUAUUGUAUUUGUCUGUAUCACCUAAGAAAAUCAGUUUAGGUCAAAGAUUUGCUCAUGUUCAAAUAUACGAAAAAAGCUGUUCUCACCUCUAACAUCUUCCGUUUCAACACUCACUAACAUUACCCUUUAAUUGAGUGAUGAUACUAGACAACAGCAAACGUGUCGAAAUGCAAAAAGGCUUAUUCGAAUCCAUUUCAACACAUCUGGUCACAUUCAUAACGAGUUUGUAACGUUUGUCCCCAUCCCCGAAAUAAUGCCGAUCCGUAAUCACACCGUGUCCCUUAUAGAUAAUGCAUUAAGGUUUGUUUGUUUGUUGUUUAACGCCGCACUCAGCAAUAUUCAAGCUAUAUGACGGCGG
Molecule: messenger RNA, 3907 nt
Organism: Haliotis rufescens (red abalone)
Lineage: Eukaryota; Metazoa; Mollusca; Gastropoda; Lepetellida; Haliotidae
Exons: 4
Coding region: 18-1640 (540 amino acids)
Source: RefSeq, a predicted model, not a curated record